AUGAAAGUAAUUGCUGUGACUCUAGUGUUAUUGUUGGCAGGUAAAGCAUUAGCCGGUGAUCUAACCAAUAGAUAUCCAAUCAUUGGUAAAAGCAAGCCAACUCUCGUGAGUAUCUUGACAGAAUUGGAGAGCAAAUUAUCAUCAGGUGGAUCAAUUGAUACAGCCGUGAACUUCUUGUCCAAUCUUAGAGCUUCAAUAGAUUCUGAAUAAAUCAGACAUGAUCAAUUAUACACAGAUCAAAGAAAUCAAUGCAAUGCUGAAUUAGAAUUGAGAACCAAGGAUGUGAAAGAUGCAGAAUAAGUAUUGAACAGAGCAACUGAGUAAUAUGAAAAUUGUUCUACUUCUAAGAAGAAGGCUGAUGCUGAACUCGAUAACAACUUAGAUAGCCAAAAAGCUACUGAUACCGACAUCAAGAUUUUGGAUUCAAUUAGACAAGCUGGUGCCACAAACUAUAAUGCAAAGAAAUAGGAUCACAUCGAUGCUUUAAGAUCAAUUUAAGAAAGUUUGAAGAUCUUGGAUAGUUUCUAAUCAGGAGGUGCUUCAUUAGCUUAAAUGUCUGAGAUUUCAUUGAGAAUGAUCUAAGAUGCAGUAAAAUUGAAGACAACAAACAUAAUGAGUCAAAUUUCUAGCAUCUUCGCCUAGAUGUUAACUUAGAAUGGAGGAUACAUUGAAGUAUUUGAAAGACUUAAGUAAUUAUUGCAAAACUUGGAAUAAAAUUUGUAUACUAAUUUGUAGAAGAUUUCUGAAGAGGAAGACCAAUCAAUAUAAGAAUAUGAUGACAGAAGAGUUCAUUUAGUUGAAUAUUACAAUAAUUUGAAGAGAACUGAGAACAAAUUGAGAGAUCACAUUACCACUAUGGAUAUUUGUUAAGACUAGCAAUCAGCCAUAAUUGACAGUGCCAGAGGAAAGAAGGUGAGAAAUGGAGAAAUCUUUGACAGUGCUACAAGAAUGUGCAACGAUUUCGCAUCAGAAUAUGAGAAGGCAACUCAAGUGAGAAAAUAGGAGUUGGAAUUGGUUGAUAAAGUGAAGGCGAAGAUAAUUGAAAGAGGAUCAUGAUAUUUAUUUGGUUUGAUUAUUAUAAUU
Molecule: messenger RNA, 1083 nt
Organism: Paramecium tetraurelia
Lineage: Eukaryota; Ciliophora; Oligohymenophorea; Peniculida; Parameciidae
Exons: 5
Source: RefSeq, a predicted model, not a curated record